Bacillus rossius redtenbacheri is the source of this 7817-nucleotide messenger RNA. RefSeq names its product ecdysone-induced protein 74EF-like. The transcript is spliced from 7 exons. Bases 356 to 1570 code for a protein of 404 amino acids. NCBI's taxonomy places the organism in Eukaryota, Metazoa, Arthropoda, Insecta, Phasmatodea, Bacillidae. Gene Ontology annotation, cellular component: nucleus. Gene Ontology annotation, molecular function: sequence-specific DNA binding; DNA-binding transcription factor activity, RNA polymerase II-specific. The record is from RefSeq and is a predicted model, not a curated record. Gene Ontology annotation, biological process: regulation of transcription by RNA polymerase II; cell differentiation.
UGAGUCAGUAGGACAGCUCCGUAGGUAGUUGGCGUGUGGAAGCGACACCGCGUAGUGGUGUUUCGCGAUCCGCCGUGACGCUGAGUUUUUGUUUUGCUUUCUCGCGCGCUCCCGUGUAUUUCGUCGUGCGACUAUUGGACAGCGCGCGUGCAAGUGGAAAAUAACUUUUUUUUUUCUCUCGUGGAGUGCAUCGCCGUCUUUAAUUUUUUUUUUUUAAAUUAAUUUUUAUGUGCGCUGGUGUGGGGUUUUGUGUUGUAUCGCGGCAUGCGGGUGUUCCGAAAAGGCAGCAGUGUCGACUGAUCGCCGCCCUGGUUCGCGAGAUGACGUGUCGUUGGUGAGCGGAGGGCAAGCGGCCAUGCUGUACGACGUACCGGACUCCUCGUGUGUGCCCCUGGACCUGAGUUUGAACUCGGCGCGGGGCAAGUGCGUCCCUUCCUCGACGUCUCCGCCCCUGAGCCCGUCAUGCCGGGACUACUGCACGGACUCGGACGACUCCGACGGACAGACCUUGCCCGGGGGGAAGCUCUGCAAGGCGUACAAGAAGCGGCUCAUCACGAGAUACCUGAACAACUCGGCGGAGCUGGGCGUGCUGGAGCUGCCGCACUCGCCGCCGCCCGUGAAGCGCGAGCCCGGCGACUACAAGCCGCUGCUGCACGGCAUCCUGAGCCAGCACCACGCGCACCACGCGCACCACGCGCACCACGCGGGGCUGCUCACCGCGCACCGCACCUCCGCCUACACCCCGCACUCGUCCACAGGUUCGCUCCCGCCCAGCCCCGCCGACUCCGGGGUGUCUGACGUGGACAGCAGCAGCAGCGGCCACACCUCCAACGACGAGCUGAAGGCGAGGCUGCAGCCGACGCCAGGGCUGGCCGCGCGCACCCCGGACAGCCCCGGGCCGGGACACCCCCAGCAGCACCCCGGGUACGGCGUGCCUCACGGCGGCUUCCUCGCGCCCUUCUACCACCCGCACCAGCCGGCCAGGGUGCCGCCGCACCACUACGUGGGCAGGCAGCCUCUGGCGGACGGCUACGGCGGCUACCAGCAGGCGGGGCUGUACCACCAGCACCAGCAGUUCGCGGCGCCGCCCGCGCCGUCCCCGCCCAGACCCGCCGUGCCCACGCCGGUGAUCCAGCCGGCCACGUCCAGCGUGGGGCCCGACGACCUGUACCUGCUGGAGCUGGGCUUCCAGCCGCGGCCCGCCAAGAAGAAGCUCAAGAAGCCCAAGGGCGGCGAGCCGGGCUCCGUCAAGCGGAAGAGUCGCGAAGGCUCCACGACGUACCUGUGGGAGUUCCUGCUGAAGCUGCUGCAGGACAGGGACUACUGCCCGCGCUACAUCAAGUGGACGAACCGCGAGAAGGGCGUGUUCAAGCUGGUGGACUCCAAGGCCGUGUCCAGGCUGUGGGGUCUGCACAAGAACAAGCCCGACAUGAACUACGAGACCAUGGGGCGAGCGCUCAGGUAUUACUACCAGAGAGGCAUCCUUGCGAAGGUGGACGGCCAGAGGCUGGUCUAUCAGUUUGUCGACGUCCCCAAGGACAUCGUCGAAAUAGACUGCACCGGCGCGUGACCUGUCGCAGCGGCAGAUCUUGGCCCACGCUCUUGGAAGAGUACAUAUCGUGAGUGAACUGGAACUCGGGACACCUCCCUGAUUGAUAGUGCCUUUUGGAAACAAGUGCACACUUGCGUGUUGGACCAUUUUUCUUUCGCUGCUGGAUGCACACUCGGAACCUGCAAUGUCGUCCAUCGAUUCCUGUGCCGGACGUUGCUCCCAGGUGUUUGUUACAACGCACCUGCUUUGUUCUCAACGAAAAUUUUUUUAAGAUGGAACAGAAAAUUAAAUAACUUAAUGUUUUUUAAAUGUACGUAUGCCUCAUUAAAAAAAAAUAACAAUGAAAGAAAUUAAUAUUUUACAAGAUCUCAGGAACUUCUCCGACUAAAAGAAAUUCUUAAAAAAAAUGAUUUUGAAAAGAAGCUUAGCUAUAUUUUUGUAAGUGUUUGACUUUGGUGCUGGGUGCAUGCAAAAUGUCAUUUUUGUAAUGCAGUCUGUGAAAAAAUAUUGUGUUAAGAAAAAAAAUCCUAUUGUGGUCCAAUAAAUUCCAGAUACCUUGAUUCUUGAUUUGAUUCUACCAAAACUAAUUUGAGUUUUCAGUAAAAAAAUGUUCUUCUGUUUUUUAAACACUCAUUUGCAUUGCAUUUUAUGUGUCACUUCAGCUACCAUUACUAAAUAUAAAUGUUUCCAAUACCCUGUACCGUCAUAAGAAAUUCUUUCGCUCAGAGAAAAUAUUGUAAGAAAACAUGUGGGAAAAGAAACAGUUUGCCUCUAAAUAUGUAGCAAAGAGUUAUGUAAUAUCUGUUGAAAUCUUGUAACUCACUUAUUUUGUAAUAACUGAAAUUGUAGGGCCUAGGUGUAAGGUAUUUUUACUGUAUUCAGCCACAAUAUGACUGUGCUAUAUUUUUGAUCAUGGAAAAAAAAAACAUUUUGUGGUCAUUAUGGAAAAGUUAUUAGAUUAAAGAAAAAUGUACUCAAAUUUAAUGUUGAGUGUUGCAAUGCUUUUUCGCAGCUGGAACAUAAUAUUUGCCAUGUUUUUUAUUCUUUUAAGCAAUUUAAUUCAGAAUCAGUUGUUGAGAUAAGUCAGUUAUCUCUUGCAACCAGCGUCAACCUGCCCUUGUAUCAUAAUUUUUGUAAUUUGCCUUUCAAGUGCUGUGCUUAUUGUCAAAUACUGGGGAGCCUAUCAUGGUUGUGACUGUACUUAAGUAGUGAGUGCACUUGAACGUGUGUGUUUGACACACGGGUGGAAUGGUCUGUUGUAUUAGAACAGUGCUGAAUAGUUGUACGUACACUGAAAUGCAGAUAGUAGUGUGUAAACAUGUGUGUUUGGAAACUGUGAUCAGAAAAUAAUCUUUCUUUUUUUAUGUUCAUAAUUUUUGUUUGUAUAAUUUUGAGAAUGCCUUUGUAUUGUGUUGUUGAUAUUUUCUAAAGCCAGUUUUCUAUAGGUGUUUCAUUGCUGGUGUUUAAAUGUGCUUUAUGUAAUGUAUCUUCUUGUGUGCACAUAAUUUGUACGAAAGUAUGAAAGUAAGUUCAGCUAUGCCAUCAGAAACACCAAGUAGGGUUGCCAACUCACUGAAUGUACCAGCCAUUUAAUGAGAAGUAAAUAAACAAUCUGCCACUUGAUAUACUUCAUUAUAAUGACUUUCAUGUAAUAUUACUUCAAAAAAUCAUUACAUGUAGGUACUGAUGUAAAGUUUUUGGUAUUGUUAACAAUUCAUCCCUCUGUAAGAAACAGUGAAGGUUGUAAAAGAAACAUAAUUUUGAAUUUUAGAAUAAUUUUGAACAUUUUUUUGUAUACAUAGAAUAUCAACUUUCAAGAGCUCAUAAACACAUGUUUGGCAACCCUGUUUUUUAGUGCAGGACUAAAUUUUGAUAUGGGAGAGUUGAUGUAACCAUAACUAAUAUACCAAUAUUUACUCUUAUCUGUUUCAUGUUCAGAACUGUAAUGUAACAACAUUGUAUUUUACUGUUUCUGUAUUGGAAUUAAUGACAUUCUGGAUUAGUACUAUACUAAUAACUAAAAUUUGAUAUUAAAUAUAUAUCUAUGUUUCUGUAGGUAAUGAAAGUUUUGCUGUAUGUUUAAUCUUGCUAUGCAGUUGUCUUGUCUAUACUGUCAUACAAUUUUUUUUUUUACACAUAGUUGAAAAUCAUUGAAAGAAUGAAAUGCUUACACAUUUAGUUAAAAUUAAUUAUCAACUAAACAUUUGAUUAUUUUUAAUAGGAUUUUGAUGAGUUAUUUAUAGUGUAAAUUCAGUUGUGAAUAUUUUUAGGUACUUCAAACUGAAAUGCAAAUGCUGUAGUUAAAAUAUUUACCUCUGGUUUUGUAUUUUUUCAUUCAUGGUUUUCAAUCAUGAAAAAUAAUAUAUCGUACUCAUUACAUAUUAACCAUCUCUGUGCACAUUUUUAUGUCUUUCUCAUCAGAAUUGAUGUUUUUGAUGUUGUAAUGAUGCAUUGAUGGAUAUUUAAUGUAUGCAAUGCACAAUAAUCCGGCCAUUUAAUGAAAUUGCAAACCCCUUUGUUGACUGCAGAGUAUUUAGUAUUUUGUUUGGUUUGGAAAACUUCCUCAUAUGUAUAUGUUGCUAACAGAAUAAAUAGCCUAUAUUGUUUUAUGAAACAGAAAGUAAGUUUAGAGUUUUUGUUUACAAUGGAUGAUGGCAAUAUUCAACAUUAACAUCAUACCUUAAUGCAAUGGAACUAAAAAAAUCAUUCACAUUAUCAUUUUAUACUUGAAUGACUAGCCCAAAUUGUGUGGACGUGACCAAUACCUUUAUCAUUACAGCAUUUAGUUUUACAAAUGAUUCAUGAUUUAUUUAAGUAUGUAGUAGUAGUAGUAGUAGUAGUAGUAGUUGUAGUUUUCAAAGCUAGAACAUUCCAGUUGCAUAGUGUAUAGUCCACAACAAAAUCUAUGAAGAUUGUAUGCGGUGCUAAAGUUGUACAUUGUCACAAUGCACAAUGAAGUACAUGGUCAUUAAAAACAAUAUUCAAAAUGCUUUGCAGUCUACUUGUUGCAAUUGUUGUGAAUUAUUUUUUGUAAAGUUAAAAUUUAUUCUAAAAUUUAUUUUCUGCCUAUGUGAAAUUCAUUAAAGUUUCAAAAUGAUUCUUUGUACAAAAAAUGCAAACAUUUCUGUGAUGUAUUGAAACGGGAAAAGCGGGGCAGCCAAAUUUGUGGUUGUUGAAGGAAUACUUCUGGUGCUUUAAAACUGUGCAGUGUAGUUUUGUGGUGAGUGGGGGAUAAUCUCUCUUGGAAGACGUGACUGACAGAGUUUUUUUUAAUAUUGUAGGGUUUUUACCUGUGCCGUGCUGAUGGUUCUAACUCCAUCAUUGGUGCUGGAAGGAAAAAGAAAAUUAUUUUUAAUGAUGAGAAUUAUUACGUAGUGAGGCUAGUUGAUUGUUAAUGCAUGAUGGUUUGUAAAAAAAAUUGCGUCCAUAAUAUUGUGAUGUCAUUUUUGAAUGUUCAUGUAGUUUUGUGGAAAUAAUUUUUUUUAAAUAAUGAAUCCAUCUAUAAUUUUAAUUUUCUGCACGCAAUGUUUGGAAUUUUUCUUUUGAAUCAGUGCUAGUUGCAGUUAAGAAUUUUUCUCUCCAUCUUGCAUAUGUCAGUAAUACCACAAAAAAAGUAACUUUACCAGCUUUGGAAUGGCUGUUUCCUCUGGGUUCCUAUAAAAAUAGUUUCUCACUUGGCAGUUUGUAGUUUUGUGUAAAGCCCAGUCCUAGGUCUUGUUGCUACUGAAAAUGAAAUCACUUUUAUUACCGCAUUUCUUUGGAACAAAGCAAAGUAAUUAAAUUUAACUUUUGAAAAAAUCCUUGUUGAAUAAAAAAAUUGGAAGAUAAAAUUUUUUAACAUCUCUACUUCAGGAUUAAUAUUCAUUUCAGGUCCUGUAUUUUUUUUGAAAAUCAUUAGUACCUUCUUUUAUCGCAUAAUUGUCGCACGCGCAUAAUCAUCGCACCUAUAUUUUAGGGCGUCAAAAUUAGAAUUAAAAAAACCUCUCGCGUAAAUGUUGCAUGAUGUUUUUGGUCCCACUAUUAGAUUCUGAGCUCUUUGUGUAGGUAUCUUUUCCAUAUAAAACAAUGUAUUUUAAAGUAUAAAUCUAAUAUUUAUUCAUAAAUUACCUAUUACUUAUUUAAUUAACGGAAAUAUGAAGUUGCCUGAUGUGUAAAUUUUCUUUUAAAGACGUUUUUAAACGUUAUAACCUUUAUCUGUUCAUCUGCGUUGCCACGGUGUACCACUUAUAGAAAUAUAGCCAGUGCUAGUUGGCAUCAUUCAUGUUUGGUUAUGUUGCUUCUCGUAUAGAGCGCGCACAUGUAGUCGAAUAUCGAUACUGAUAUCUCGCCAAUUGCAUGCAACCCGCACUCUCUGUUACGUGCCGAGUUAACUACAUUUGAUGGCCCGCACUCUUUCGUGGUAAGUGUCUACUACGACGAUAGUUAUGCGUUAGUUCACAUUUGCAUUCACAUUUUGUUUUUCUAUUUAAAGUUGAAGAAAGGUUUUUGUUGCAUGAGUUAUUAAUUUAAAUUGUUCGGCGUGCUCUUGUAUACUCCACUUUUCAAUAAACAUACUUUCCGUGAAUGUGUUUUGUUUUUAUGAAUAACUUCACCUAAUAAAAAAAUUUUUUUUUUGCGCUUUUGAAUUUGAUAUUAGUAUAAAAUGUGUGACCAUUAUGCGAUAAAACACGGUAUUUUACUGCAUAUGUUAAAAAAAAUGUGUAUAAGAAAUAAAAAAAAAACCUUUUUUUAAGUGACCUGAAUUUCUAAGAUUUCUUAGUGACUAAGCAUUUAAUGAAAAAAGUCAAUAAAAGUACACAUUGUAUGACACCAAGACACACUGUAUUGUAAUAACCUAACCAAAACACAACCAGAGCUCAGAAAAUUAUACACAUGCUUUAAAGAUAAUUGAGUGGGGGAAAAGAUUUUUUAAGUAGUGACUUAAUGCCGCAAGAUAGACUGGGCCUGAACUCCAGCACCAAGAUGUAUUGUAGUGUUAUAUUUCUUGAAGUCUUGUACUUUGCCUUGGUAGUAUUGUGAUAACGGUUACAAUUCAGUCAUCAGACUUCACUUUUUUCUGGAAAUUAUAAACAUAUAUAAAUAAUAUUGUGCCUCUGUAUCGUAUUAGCAAAAGAUUAAUAGUAACACAUAGAUUCAUCAAGUAUAAACGCAAAAGAAUGUUUGAUAAACUUAAAAAAUUAUGUAUUCUGCAUCCGUGAUUAAAUUACGAUUAUUUAAUGUCUAAAAACUUCUUUGAUACAGCAAAGGUUAUAUUACACUGUACCUGUAGUACUCAAUGGAAAGACAAACUUACUAUGAUAAUUAAGACAAAUUUCUUAAACAGCUUAUAUAUUAACUACUUAGUGUGCACAGUUAUUCUUCUGGCUGAAAUCAUUUUCAAUACCAUCUCUAUCCUCUGGUAUUAGCUUUUUUCCCCUUCAAAUUUAAUGAUUAUCCAUAACUGCAGUAACUUAUUCAUGAUAUUGCACUUGGGCUGUGCAUUUUCAAUACUGUUUACUUCUUUGCUUAAAAAGUUUGCAAAGCAAAAUUUUUCUAUGCUGGCAAAGUUUUUUUUUUUCUUUCUUUCUGAACUGAAGAUAACUACAAUUAUUUCCUCUAAAAGUGAUGCUGUUUUAAAGUAGGUCUUGUUUCUAGUAAAAAUCUCUCUUUACAGUUCUGAGACACUAUAAUAAUUUUAAGAGAUAACUUUAUGCAGAGUUUCCUCAAAAUUUCUACUGCAAUUAAACAGAGAAAUGAAUGUACGUGCAUGUGUGAUCAUUAGCAUCAAGCAAAUGUACUAAUAUAGUUGCGGGGAAGCGAGCAAAGUGCAUUUUCUUAUUUUUCCGUGGGUACCUUAGUGGGUAUUGUGUCAUCCUGUUUGUACUGCCGAGCAUAUGUUAGUGCAAUGAUGGACUUGGCGCUCAGUCGAGUUGCAUCGACAGAGUGCCAAGACUUCAUUAUAUGCAACUGUCAGCUGAUGAUUUUCAAAGGGAAGAGUUUUAGGUUGCGACGAAUCAACUACCUGAAAGAAAUACUUAAUUUUAAGAUACUGUAUGUAUAAAGCAAGAUAUGUAUAAAACAUUAUUAAAUUAUGGUUAUUAAGUGUUAUGGUGAUAUUUUCUUACACACCAUUGUAAAUAUACAGGUUGCAACAUCUGUGCAGCAAGAAUUCCUGUUUUCUGUACAAUGUAGAAUGUAUUCUAUUAAUAAUUAUACAUGUUAUACUCAGUUAUGGAGUUUAAAUGGAAUCUUUUACAUGAUGUGAAAUAAAAGUUUUACCACUCAA